Messenger RNA from Nothoprocta perdicaria, 3274 nucleotides. It is a transcript of the gene TTYH3, whose product is annotated as tweety family member 3. The record is from RefSeq and is a predicted model, not a curated record. Lineage: Eukaryota; Metazoa; Chordata; Aves; Tinamiformes; Tinamidae. Gene Ontology annotation, cellular component: plasma membrane. Bases 25 to 1599 code for a protein of 524 amino acids. The transcript is spliced from 14 exons. Gene Ontology annotation, molecular function: volume-sensitive chloride channel activity; intracellularly calcium-gated chloride channel activity.
CCGUGAGGCGAGCGCGGGCGCAGCAUGGCGGGCGUGAGCUACUCGCCGCCCUGGUGGGUGAGCCUGCUGCACCGGCUGCCGCACCUCAGCCUGCGCUGGGAGCUCACGGCCGCCGACUUCCGCCCGCACGACGCCGAGUACCAGCAGGCCCUGUUGCUGUUGGGUGGCAUUGCGCUCUCCUGCCUCGCUCUAGACCUCCUCUUCCUACUCUUCUACUCCUUCUGGCUGUGCUGCCGCCAUCGGAAGAGCGAAGAGCAUUUAAAUGCUGACUGCUGCUGUACAGCCUGGUGUGUCAUCAUCGCCACCCUCGUAUGCAGUGCUGGAAUUGCCGUUGGCUUCUAUGGGAAUGGGGAGACCAGCGAUGGUAUUCACCGGCUGACGUACUCGCUCCGCCACGCAAACCGCACCGUGGCAGGUGUCCAAGACCGGGUACUAGAUACUGCAUUGGCUCUGAACCAAACAGUGGAACCCAACUUGCUAGUCCUGGAGGAGAUGUUUGCAAAGCAGACAGACUACCUGCACAUCAUCCAGAAGCUGCAAGGUCUCUUGGAUGAUCUGGUCAGGCAAACAACUGAGAUCCCUUUUUGGAAGAAUGAAGAGCUGUCUCUGGAGGAGCUGGCAAUUCAGAUUGACCUCUAUGACUGGUACAGGUGGCUGGGAUACCUGGGCCUGCUGCUGUUCCAUGUCUUGAUAUGUUUGCUGGUGCUCUUUGGGCUUAUAAGAAACUCCAGGGCCAUUCUUAUGGGGGUGUGCUUGCUUGGGGUGCUUGCCCUGAUUAUCAGCUGGGGAUCCUUGGGUCUGGAGUUGGCUGUUGCUGUGGGCUCCAGUGACUUCUGUAUUAACCCUGAUGCCUAUGUCUCCAAAGUGGUUGAGGAUAAUGGAGUGCUUAGUACUGAUAUUCUCCGUUAUUACAUUACCUGCAGUGCUGGAUACCCCAACCCUUUCCAGCAGAAGCUGUCAGGAAGUCACAAGGCUCUGGUGGAAAUGCAGGAUGAUGUUCUGGAACUCAUGCGAUCAGCGAGCAAAGAGCAUCCCACCUCCAAGGAGUAUCUUACUCGGAUCCAGGAGGUUUUAAAUUCAACAGAGAUCAACUUGCAGCAACUGACAGCUCUAGUUGACUGUCGGAGUCUGCAUUUGGAUUAUGUCCAGGCAUUGACAGGCUUUUGCUACGAUGGAGUGGAAGGCCUCAUCUACUUGGUUCUCUUCUCCUUUGUCACAGCCCUCAUGUUCAGUUCCAUUGUGUGCAGCGUCCCACACACUUGGCAGCAGAAGAGAAGCUCGGAUGAUGAUGGGGAAGACGAAUCAACCGCUCAAGGGAAUAGACAAACACAUGAUAAUCUUUACAGAGUGCACAUGCCCAGCCUCUAUAGCUGUGGGAGUAGUUAUGGCAGUGAAACCAGCAUUCCAGCAGCAGCACACACAGUCAGCAAUGCUCCCGUCACAGAGUACAUGAGCCAGAAUGCAAAUUUCCAGAACCCCCGCUGCGAGAAUACCCCGCUCAUUGGCCGUGAGUCCCCACCUCCCUCAUACACCUCCAGCAUGAGAGCCAAAUACCUCGCCACCAACCAACCUCGUCCAGAUGCUGGCAGUGUGCAUUAAAAUGAAAGAGCAAAAGCAAAAAAAAAAACCCACACGUGCAGUCAGACAAAACAAUGUGCCAACUGCUGUGCCCCUGUGCUGUCCUCGUAGAACAACCCUGCUGUUCUGCCCAAAAUCCAGUGCAGCUCCUUCUGUUUCUCCAGUCCAGACCACCCCUCCAACCUGGUACCUGCCCAUUGGAGUGGAAGCCCCCUUUGAAUUCAAGCCUUCACCUGCUGUACCUGGUGUGUGAGAGAGAGCAAGCGUGUGCAGGCCAGCGAUGGCGAGAUUUCCAGCCCCUCCUGGCUUCCACCUGCCUGGGACCAGCUUGAGCAGCAGCCCUGUCAGAAAAUGUCGAUGAAUAUCUUCUGCCUCCCCUUUUCCCCUCCUGUUCCUCAGAGCGACGUGGUGAAAGGUGGUAGUAGAACAUCUUCGGUUCUGCGGAGGGAUCAGUAGAGCUGCUCGGCCUGUCAGACUCUGAAGAAGCAGAUGUUCAGUGUGCAAGACUAACGUGCAAGGAGGGGAAGCCAAGUCAGUGCACAGCACCGUGUUUUGGUGGGAAUCCUCUGCGUUGGGGAGGAGGGAAACCUCUGGUGUCACUGCAUAUCCACUGUAAUUGGGGAGCCGGGGGCUCCGUGUUAGAGCAAACCACUCCACAACUUGGGUGAUUCUUUUUAAAAAGAAAAAAAAUCCAUUGCCUUUUUCCUUCCCCCUGGAUCUAGUGUGUGAAUUCUCGAGGAGAAGCUGGGGGUCCCACCGCCAGUCAACUGCCCUGUCCAUUGCUCUGAACUGGACCUCUCUGCUCAUCAGGGAAGCCCAGGUACUUGCAGGUGGCAUUCUGGGUGCUGCCUAUGCGAGGCCAUCACACAGAUGAAACAGGAGCCAGCAACACACUUGGUGCCAAAUUUUUCCAGGAAAAGACUUGUAAGACUCUGGGGUUUUUUGCACUGAACAAAUUUCAGCUCUCUGACGGCAGGUCUUAUGGAACAGACUGUUUACAAGAGAAAGGGGAGAGACUGCAAGCACCGGUAGAUUUAUAGCAAAUGCAACCUUUCCCUGCAGGAGUGACCUGUGAACUCUGCUGGACUUUCCCCUUCCUCACACUUCUCAUUUUUUCCCUUUUAUCAUUAUUUGUGGUGCAGGUUGCAGACCUGGCACUGAUGGAUGAUUUUUGGAGCCUCAGUCCUGACAAGUUCACCAGGUGGGCAGUAUCCAUCCUCUCUGUUCCAGAAUCAGAAACCCAAAUGAUAUCUUGAGAACAAUGUGACUGUCGGAACAACUUUGUUGUUGUUGUUAUUUUUAUUUUAUUUUAUGUUUUUUUUUCCAGGCAUGUUGCUAACCACUAUCAGACCAUAUUAAGGCACAUUUAGGGCAUUUUUCAAGACAUGAGACCCAACAAAGCUUGCAAAGGGUAAACUGGGUGCCUGCAAGGGGCAACAUCCUCCACUGGUGCUGUACUUUCCACUGAAGAAUGGUGCUCCAAAGGGCACUGACAGCUUCCUACUGCAAAAGGAGACUGCCACUUGGGUGGUUAGAAGUAGUGUAGAGCACUGGCCUUUCAGUAAGGAAGCUCUGAUGUUCCUGUGUUUACAUCUCUGAGCAGGAACAUCAUCAUGUAGCUGCUGAACAUGCUAUUAAAUAACUGGCAGAGAAAAUAAGUGGAAAACAUCUCAAAAUUGGAGUUGAGCCUCUGGCA